AUGGCACACAUCAACAACAUUGACCCUAACCAAGUCACAGAAUGGGAGCACAACUGGACCCUGAGAUUCCUGGCCAUCCCCUUCAAAAAUAACACGCGGAACCCCUCCAACCACAGUGCCACAGCAGAACUCAUACAAAACAUGGUCAGAGAGGCUACAGGAAUAAGCACACUGAGCGUCGCAGCGCCGGUAAAGUCUUACAAAGUAAUCUUGUCCUACGACUUGCCAAACAUGUUUUUAGUCUACAAGCUUACCCCAGAAGCGAUUACAACAAUGAUUGAAAACAAAAUCUGGGAAACUGAGAAGCUCACCUUCUACGCAAUCCCUCUGGACCCCACCAUCCUGCUCCACCUCUUCGCACUGGGAGGGUUCACGACCAUAGACACAGACAUAGUCCAAGAAGUUAUACGAGACCACUGGAUAAGGGAAACCAUGCUCAAUCAGAUAGCAAGAGUCAUUGAUGCCUUCACUGAAACAACUAGCCCUAUUUCAGAGGAAGACACAAGCAAGUUCAUUGACUCACUAAUGGUUAAACGUGUUGACACCAAAGCAUCUGAGGGAGUCCUCAUGAUUAGAUUUACCAUCUUCACCGAUGGCACCAUCCUCCGAGAAGACACCUACUGGUACAAAAUAUGGGAAAUUCUAAGCAAGAUCUCUUACACCUCCUAUAUAAACGGAACUGGCAUGAUACUUGAAGCGCUGCACUGCAACAUCUGCCAUGUGGUGGACCAUCCAAGAGGACUGUGCCCAUUCCCAAACCUCCCGGGAUAA
Messenger RNA from Heterobasidion irregulare TC 32-1, 771 nucleotides. RefSeq lists its product as uncharacterized. The record is from RefSeq and is a predicted model, not a curated record. Bases 1 to 771 code for a protein of 256 amino acids. The transcript has a single exon. NCBI's taxonomy places the organism in Eukaryota, Fungi, Basidiomycota, Agaricomycetes, Russulales, Bondarzewiaceae.